This is a messenger RNA of Nematocida parisii ERTm1, 324 nucleotides long. RefSeq lists its product as uncharacterized. NCBI's taxonomy places the organism in Eukaryota, Fungi, Microsporidia. The transcript has a single exon. The coding region runs from base 1 to 324 and encodes 107 amino acids. The record is from RefSeq and is a predicted model, not a curated record.
AUGGCUAUGCAAAAUAUGAUCGACAGUACAAAACAAUUAGGAGAUAAGUUUAUCUCAAUGGCAGGUGAGGCAAAAGAUACUUUAAUAAAUGCAUAUAAUACAAACAAGGAGCCGGUUCUGAAUUCUAUAAAGACUGGUGCAGAAAGUGUUUUUGAAACAAGCAAAAAAACAACAGAACAUGUGAUUAAGAACACACCAAGAUAUAUUGAAACUUCUAAAGAAUAUACCACAAACAAUUGGGUUCCAAUGCUUAUUGGUGCCGGUGCUUUCUUAGUUAUACUUAUUGUUAUGAAAAUGGUUUUGAUGUUAAGAAAAUCUGAAUAA